GAACUUCUUAUGUAGUUCACUGUAGGUGACGUACAUUUAGCGUGACAUUUACAAACCUGGCACACAGGCUCAGUGCACUUCGACGUUUAAGUUGUAGUGCUGUGAUUAGGUUUCAAUGUGAACUACAACUACCAAAAUCCCAUUCGUGACGUGUACCCCUUCUACGCUAACAGUGCGCGCGAAAUUUCGAGGGUUGGAGACAAAUCUGACUGACAUGUAGCUUGUGAAGUUGUGUGUUUUUACUUCGUUUAUGUUUUGGUUACAUGAGCUAGCGAUGUGUAUUACAUGUAAUCAUAUAGUAAAACGUCCAUGUAAUGCGUUUAAGCUAGUUGCCAGACAGUAGUAAUGUGAUGUGGUAACGAUACACAAGUGAAAAAAGUAAUGGUAAUUACCUCGGUUAGUGAUCUUUGCUAGAAAAUUGAUGCCAUGUGUAUUUAGCUAACCUUAGUCGAACCUUAGCUAGCAGGCGUCCUCUUGAUUCAGGGAACUCAAUUUCCGCAGUGCCAGAAAUGUCUUCAUAUUUGCCAGCAGUCGCCGAACAACUUUUAAGAGACAUAAGGAAGGUUUAUCAAGAGACAUCACAAAUUCCUGAUGACCUCCUUCUGGCGCUGAAGUUUGUGUUCGGGCCCUCGGCCCUGCAGGCCCUGGACCUGGUGGAUCAGCGCUCCGUCACCUGCCUGUCAUCGCCGAGCGGGCGCACUGCCUUUCAGGUGAUUGGAGGGUCGGGACGCCCGUACACCUGCUACACCUCCUGCCACUACUGCCCCUGCCCGGCCUUCGCCUUCUCCGUCCUCCGGAGGAACGACGGCCUGCUGUGUAAACACAUUCUGGCUGCCUACCUCUGCCAGACCAUGGGGCUGUCCCAGCAGGAGGUGGUCAGCAACCAGCAGAUGUCUGACAUUCUCUCUGGAAAAGCAGGCCGAGGCACGUAGGCCCCAAGCCCCGGAGGUCAGUGCUCCAGCCCCCAGCCCCCAAACCCCCCACCCCGCCCACACCCGGCAUCCCUGGAGUGCAUGCUUGCGUUUCUCUUUUCUCUUUCCAAAGCCAGGGCGGUCAAACCUGUUUUGGCGAUCUUUCAGAAAACAUAUUUUGACUGUUUGUUUUUCAUGCAUAAUGGCAUGAGUGCUACAGUAUAAUCAAAUAACAACAUCACUAACUUGCCAGAAUAUAACUUUUUUUUUUUUUUUAAACGAUGUUAAAAAUGAGCUGCUGCCCUCGGCAUGGAAUCACUGUGUUUGUAGGGAAACGGAUCGUCGCCUGUGCGACUUUUAGGGUGGGGGUUUUUUUUUUUUUGUAGUAUUCGUACAAUAAAACAAAUAUACUGUACGCAUUUACUGCUAUGCACUGUUAUGGGAUGAGGCAUUUAAUGAAAUGUGUACUCUUAAAACGUCUCCGUUUCAAACAGCAGCCUUGUGGCUUCAAAAUUCCAUUGCAGUUGGUGACUCGAAUCGACCAGGCUGACGUCCCCUUUCCGCCUUCAUAAAAAACCUGUUCUUACUGUAAAACCUAAAUGCUUUAUACCACGCUGUAGACAAGACCUUGGUGAAGAAAAACAUGUAAAAAAAUCUCGUUGUUCAAACUAGAUUUCCCUGUGACUUUGACCGAUGACCUAUUAACAUCUGAAAUGUUUCGCCAGUGAGUUUUUCUUGUGAUCAAACUUGUAGUAGUGCGAGCGCAAAUGCUCUCAAAACAGUCAAGUGAGCCCAGAUGGCAGUUUUGAGAGCGUGGAAGGCCCGUUGUGAUGUGCGUUGCAGGCAGAGCGGUCCGCCUCCCGGCUCAUCCCCGGGUGGGUCGCUCGGCGAGCGGGCGCUCCGCGUCGCUCCCAGCGGCCGAACAGCUUCUUCAUUUCCCCGCGCCGGGGGCGGCUCGGCGACGGGCUGCCAUUUAAGGACGCCUUCGAUUCACGCUCAAGGCCGCUAACGCUGGAAUGGUGUCCUGCACUGCCACCCGGGUAACAUCCUUUUUGAGGCAUUUGGAAAUGCUGACUUGGCAAUCGGAUGGCCUCCUGGAACACAUUCAGCUGUUUCAGGGAGGCCUGAUGAUUCAUGCAACUAAUUAAAUGUGAAGGCAUGUGAAAGAUGAUUGGGUGAUAAUGGUCAACAGACGCUUUCAUGAUGAAAAGCUUUGUCAGGUACUUGUUUAAACAGUCUGCCUUGAAAAGAUCGUUGUUUGGUGUUUGCAUUUAAGAAAUCUUCUAUAUUUUACUAGACCUAACCAGGACCCUAAAUUUUCGUUCACAAUAUUGGAUGUUUAAAAAUUGAAUGUCACUCACUCCUUUAUAAAUAUAACCUGUUAACAUUUGUUUAGUUGUUCUACCUGAUUGGUCAGUCUCCAAAAAUUGGAUACAUCCCCAAAAGAUUUAAGCUGGCUUUUUAAUUGGUUGUGUAUAAAGGAAUCAUUUUUGUAGGUCAGUGUAGUGUUUUGUUGAUGCAGCAUUAGUUUUUUGCCUGAGUAUUUUGUCUAUGGCCAUAAAAAUGUACAUCUGUUUCCUGAGCUUGUGGUUUCUUUCUAGACAUUUCUGUUUAUUUAAAGAUGACACUAUCAUGCUACUGCCAGCACUGAACAACUAAGUUGUCAAAUCCAUUCUGUAUUUCCAUGGAAUUUUUUUUUUGGGGGUGGGGGGGGGGGGGGUUAUUGCAUAUAUGGAUUGUGUGAUUACUUGCUCAAUGUAGAAUGCAGUCAAGACUGUUCAAACCGUAAUGUAAUGCUAAUGUUAUUGCAGCUGCCUACUUGAGACGCAUCUCUGCAAUGUUUGCAAUUUCAUUUUUGUGAUUACGUGACAAAAAAAAUAAAUAAAUCAAGUGUCCAGCUGUGUGAA
Anguilla rostrata (American eel) is the source of this 2818-nucleotide messenger RNA. It is a transcript of the gene zswim7, whose product is annotated as zinc finger, SWIM-type containing 7. Gene Ontology annotation, cellular component: Shu complex. The record is from RefSeq and is a predicted model, not a curated record. NCBI's taxonomy places the organism in Eukaryota, Metazoa, Chordata, Actinopteri, Anguilliformes, Anguillidae. Bases 510 to 932 code for a protein of 140 amino acids. Gene Ontology annotation, biological process: double-strand break repair via homologous recombination. The transcript has 5 exons. Gene Ontology annotation, molecular function: zinc ion binding.